Messenger RNA from Conger conger (European conger), 2984 nucleotides. RefSeq names its product 52 kDa repressor of the inhibitor of the protein kinase-like. The transcript is spliced from 5 exons. The record is from RefSeq and is a predicted model, not a curated record. NCBI's taxonomy places the organism in Eukaryota, Metazoa, Chordata, Actinopteri, Anguilliformes, Congridae. Bases 217 to 2460 code for a protein of 747 amino acids.
GAAGGCGGACGUCUGUUUUCGCGCACGGGAAUCCUCCAGGCCACAGAAAGCAGUAUUGCGCGCUUUUCAUUGCUACCUAAUAUUUCUUUACAUAUGGCGAAUUAAUAAAUUAACUAAGAAGCUACCUUUAAAAUAAUCAUAGCGACCACUACGCGUUAACUAAACAAGAGGUCAAAAUUAAACAUUUUGUUUCAAAACUACAUGAAUUAAUGAACAAUGCCUAAUUUCUGUGCGGCCCCAAACUGCACCAGGAAAAGCACACAAUCAGACUUGGCUUUUUUUAGGUUUCCUAGAGACCCGGAAAGAUGCCAGCUGUGGGUGGAGAACUGCCGUCGAGCUGACUUGGAAGACAAAACCGCUGACCAGUUGAACAAACACUACAGAUUGUGUGCCAAACACUUUGAACCCGCUAUGAUCUGCAAAACCAGCCCUUACAGGACGGUGCUAAAAGACACCGCCAUUCCAACCAUAUUCGAUUUGACCAGCCACCUCAAUAAUCCCAACAGCAGGCACCGGAAGCGGAUUAAAGAGCUGACAGAAGAGGACAUAAAGAGGAUCAAAGAGAGGAGAUUGGAAGCGGCUCGUGAAAAGUCUCAAAACAAGGAGAACGAGGUGAGCGAGGACCAGGACGCCGGAGCUGAUAAAGACGAGGAGCCGGCCCUGAACCCCGAGGAGAAGGAGCUGCGGGACUACCUCAAGUCCCUGUUCGAGAUCAUCGUCGUGAUCGGGAAGCAGAACAUCGCGCUGAACGGCCAUGCCGAGGUAGGGGAGGAGGAGGACUGCUUCACCCCCAGCAACUUCCAGGCCCUGCUGGAGUACCGCAUCAACGCCGGGGACGAGGUCCUCCGGAAGAGGUUUGAGAUGGCCGCCGUCAACGCCGAGUACUGCCCGUCCGACCAGCAGAGAAGGAUCCUGGAGGUGUGCGAGGGGUGCAUCCGGGAGGAGAUCCUGCAGGAGGUGCGGGAGUCCCGCUUCUUCUCCCUGAUAACGGGCGACUCGGCCGAGUUCCCCGACGGGCUCCACGUGCCUCUCUUCCUGCGCUUCGUGGACAAGUCCCACAUCCUGCGGGAGGAGUUCAUCGAGUUCCUGCCCUUCGAGGGCGACGAGGAGGCCCUGAUCGAGAGGCUGGAGUCCCAGGUGGGCGAGAAGUGGGGGAUGAACAUGGAGUACUGCCGCGGUCAGGCUCACAUCAGCUCCGGGGUGUUCGCCUGCAAGAUGAAGGCCAUCGCCACCGGCCUGGCGGAGAAGUACCCACUGGCCGUGUACACGCCCUGCUCUACGUGCGCCCUCAACGUUUACCUGGCCAACAAUCUGCUCCUGACCGGAGUGCAGGUGGUGAUGUCCACCCUGAGAAGGAUAGGCCAGUUUUUCGACAAGGUGCCCCUACUGCAGGCCGAGCUGGAGCACGCCAUCUCCAUCUUUUACCAGGGCAACGAGGAGAAGGCCAACGAGCUCAAAGAGAUCUGCCGCGGCAACUGGACGGAGAGGCACGACCUGUUCGAGCUGGCGGUGGACCUGCUGGAGUCUCUCCUCCUCUGCAUGGACAGCGUCCACGACAACGAGGACCAGAAGUGGAGCGACCAGAUCAUCAGCGACGCCUACGUCAUCUCGGAGUCGCUCGCGGACUUCGAGUUCGUGGCGACGUUAGUCGUGCUGAAAAACGCCCUGUCGUUCACCCGGGCGUUCGGCAAGAACCUGCAAGGGCAGACCUUGGACGUGUUCUUCGCCGCCAGCAGCCUGACCGCCGUCCUCCAUUCUCUCAACGAGGUCAUGGACAAUAUCGAGGUCUACCACGAGUUCUGGUUUGAGGAGGCGGUCAACCUGGCCGCGGCCAUGGAGAUCCCGGUGAGGGUCCCCCGGCUGUUCCUCAGGAAGCAGCGGGCCGAGGCCGGGGCGGAGAUUCAGCCCGAGAGCUACUUCAAGGAGUACCUGACCGUGCCGUUGGUGGGAUACGUCAUCCAGGAACUGAAGGACGUCUUCUCUGAGAACCACCUGAGAGCCCUCAAGUGCCUGUCGCUAGUCCCUGCCGUCAUGGGUCAGCUGAAGUUCAACGCGUCGGAGGAGAACAACGCCGACAUAUACAGGGGCGACCUCCCGAACCCGGACACGCUCCCCGCUGAGCUCCACUGCUGGAGGAUCAAAUGGAAACACAGGGGCAAGGAGAUCAGCCUGCCCUCCACCAUCCACGAUACCAUGCAGCUGGCCGAGGUCAAGUUCUUCCCCAACGUCUACGCUUUCCUCAAGGUCCUGUGCACCCUGCCCGUCCUGAAGCUGGAGAACGCCAGGUGUGAGGCGGCCUGGAAACGCACCAGGGCCUACCUGGCGGACACGCCCGUAAACCACCGGUCAAAGAGCCUGGCGGUGCUCAACAUCAACUACGACGUCAAGCACGACUUGGACAUGAUGGUUGAUACCUACGUUAAACUGCACCCUGAGCAGGAGAGUGAGUCACUUGUAUGAAAUCGCCAUGGUGAACUGCGUGUGGGUUUGAAUUCCUUCACUCAAAUGAUGUCUAAAUGUUCCUGUAUGGAAAAGGACAGCAGCAGAGGAACACAUGUAUAUAUGGCUCUGUUCUUUUCUCAAUGUAAAUGUUAAAUGAUCACUUCCUCUUGAGAUUUUACCAUAUGUUUUCUAUGAUGAUAUAUUCCCUUGUGUUGCCAUUUGGUAAUGUUCAGAUUUCCAACAUUUUCCAUCAUUGUGUUGGCUUUUCUACCCUUGCCAUAGUUUUUAUUAAAGUGUACAGAGUAAACUUGCUAACUUCUUUGGGAUCAGUACCAUUUCACAUAUCUAUGUUUUGGCACAGACAUGAGUGUCCAUCAGCAAUUCAAUGCCAUUGCUUAUAAUUCAGUUUUUUUUGGGCUCUUAUGGUAAAAGUAAACCUGUAUGGGAAUGUUCAACACUGCUAAAAAUGUAACCUAUUAAUUUUGAAUAUGGGAAGUUGGAAGGUGUCUUGUGCUAUUCUAAUAAAUAAAACCUAAAACUUA